GUGUAUCAGAAGUCAGGGAUGAGAAACCAUACAGAGAUAACAUUAUUUAUCCUUUGAGGACUAACAGAUGAUCCACAACUAAAGGUUCUGAUUUUCAUCUUUUUCUUUAUAACAUAUAUUUUGACUAUAAUUGGGAAUCUGAUUAUCAUCAUCCUCACCUUGAUGGAUGCCCAACUUAAGACACCCAUGUACUUUUUCCUCAGAAACUUUUCCUUUUUAGAAGUGGCAUUCACAACUGCUUAUAUUCCUAAAUAUCUCCAUAGCUUAAUAACUGGGGACAAUACCAUUACUUAUAAUGCUUGUGUGGCCCAAAUAUUUUUUGUCAUCCUUCUUGGGUCAACAGAAUUUUUUCUUCUGGCCACCAUGUCCUAUGAUUGCUAUGUGGCCAUCUGCAAACCUCUCCACUACACAACCAUCAUGAACAGCAGAGUCUGUAACCAGCUCCUCCUGAGUUCUUGGCUGGCUGGGUUAAUGAUCAUCCUCCCACCACUGGGCCUGGGCCUGGAAUUGGAAUUCUGUGACUCCAAUGUUGUUGAUCAUUUUGGAUGUGAAGCAUUUCCCAUGAUAAAGAUUGCAUGUUCAGAUACCCAAUUCAUAGAGAAAAUGGUUUUGAUCUUUGCUGUGUUGACACUCAUUGUCACCUUAUUCUUGGUGUUUUUGUCCUAUGCAUACAUUAUCAGGACAGUUCUCAGAUUCCCCUCAGUUCAGCAAAGGAAAAAAGCCUUUUCCACUUGUUCCUCCCACAUUAUUGUUGUCUCCAUCACCUAUGGUGGCUGCAUCUUCAUCUAUAUCAAACCCUCUGCAAAAGAAGGAGUAGCUUUGAAUAAGGUGGUGUCAGUGCUUGUAACUUCAGUUGCCCCUGUUAUGAAUCCCUUGAUUUAUGCCCUAAGAAACAAGCAAGUUAUACAAGCUUUUAAGGACUUAACCAAAAAGAUUUUCUUUCUCUCAAAGCAAUAA
Molecule: messenger RNA, 957 nt
Organism: Dromiciops gliroides (monito del monte)
Lineage: Eukaryota; Metazoa; Chordata; Mammalia; Microbiotheria; Microbiotheriidae
Product: olfactory receptor 6C2-like
Exons: 1
Biological process (GO): G protein-coupled receptor signaling pathway
Cellular component (GO): membrane
Molecular function (GO): olfactory receptor activity; G protein-coupled receptor activity
Source: RefSeq, a predicted model, not a curated record